Molecule: messenger RNA, 1335 nt
Organism: Prosopis cineraria
Lineage: Eukaryota; Viridiplantae; Streptophyta; Magnoliopsida; Fabales; Fabaceae
Product: probable pyridoxal 5'-phosphate synthase subunit PDX1
Exons: 1
Coding region: 126-1052 (308 amino acids)
Biological process (GO): pyridoxal 5'-phosphate biosynthetic process; amino acid metabolic process; pyridoxine biosynthetic process
Molecular function (GO): amine-lyase activity
Source: RefSeq, a predicted model, not a curated record
UCUUUUGGUACCCAAAAUCCCUCGCCAUCCUCUUCCUUUUCUUCUCAACUGCUUCCUCCUGAGGGCUUUCGAAUCGCAUCUACACAUUUCUUAUCCCUUCCUCACUCUUCGUCCUCUCUCUGCAAAUGGAAGGAUCUGGGGUCGUUACUGUGUAUGGUAAUGGAGCACUCACGGAGACCAAGAAGUCUCCUUUUUCCGUCAAGGUUGGUCUCGCCCAGAUGCUCCGUGGUGGCGUUAUCAUGGACGUCGUUAACGCCGAGCAAGCUCGCGUCGCCGAAGAAGCCGGCGCUUGCGCCGUCAUGGCCCUCGAACGCGUCCCCGCCGAUAUACGUGCUCAAGGCGGUGUCGCCCGCAUGAGCGACCCGCAGCUUAUCAAAGAGAUUAAGCAAGCGGUUACGAUUCCUGUGAUGGCGAAGGCACGUAUUGGGCAUUUCGUGGAAGCUCAAAUUCUUGAAGCUAUUGGUAUCGAUUAUGUGGAUGAAAGUGAGGUGCUCACUCUCGCUGAUGACGAGAAUCACAUCAACAAGCACAAUUUCCGCAUACCGUUUGUGUGUGGGUGCCGCAAUCUCGGCGAAGCGCUUCGCCGGAUUCGUGAAGGGGCUGCAAUGAUUCGAACCAAAGGGGAAGCAGGGACUGGGAAUAUCAUUGAGGCAGUAAGGCAUGUGAGGUCGGUGAUGGGAGACAUUAGGCUUUUGAGAAACAUGGAUGAUGAUGAAGUGUUCACUUUUUCCAAGAAGAUUGCUGCUCCUUAUGACUUGGUGAUGCAGACUAAGCAACUGGGUAGGCUUCCGGUGGUGCAUUUCGCCGCCGGUGGGGUUGCAACUCCGGCGGAUGCAGCGCUGAUGAUGCAAUUGGGCUGUGAUGGGGUUUUUGUGGGGUCUGGCGUGUUCAAGAGUGGUGACCCAGCCAAAAGGGCGAGAGCGAUUGUGCAGGCUGUGACACAUUACAGUGACCCAGAGGUUUUGGCUGAAGUAAGCUGUGGAUUGGGUGAGGCCAUGGUUGGUCUCAAUUUGGACGAUAAGGUCGAAAGGUUUGCCAAAAGGUCGGAAUGAGACUGAUCCAUUGAUGGGGGACCUCGUGGCAUUCGAAGACAGCGAGCUGUGCAUGCUGGUCUCUGGCAACUGAUGAAUAUGUAGUCUUGUAAGGGUUGGUUCUAUUUAUUUUAAUAAGGCUGUGCUCUGCUUCAGAUCCAAACUACGUUAGCCAAAAAAAGAUAGCAAUUUGUGUUAGUUUCUUCAGUAGUAUACUGAUAGGUGUUUUAAACACUCUGUGGAAGUGUUUGAUCAAGUCUUUCAUGUCAGUUCUUUCGUCAAUUAUAGAACUUCUGUUUGAAUA